Molecule: messenger RNA, 1914 nt
Organism: Batrachochytrium dendrobatidis JAM81
Lineage: Eukaryota; Fungi; Chytridiomycota; Chytridiomycetes; Rhizophydiales
Exons: 4
Biological process (GO): proteolysis
Molecular function (GO): serine-type endopeptidase activity
Source: RefSeq, a predicted model, not a curated record
GAUGAUUUUGGGUGGUUAAAUGAUCGAUCCAACCAACAGGUGUUGGAUUAUAUUGAAGCUGAAAAUCAGUAUUCUGAAAAAAUACUAGAAGAUACAAAACCGCUGCAGAAAUUAUUAUACAGGGAGUUUGUUUCUAGGUUAGAUGAAAGCCAAGAGUCUGCAAAAGUCGUUCUUGCAGAUGGAUGGUCAUACUAUUCUAAAAAGAUUCCUGGAAAAGAAUACAAUGUUCACUGCAGAGUCAAUAACCAAGGUGUUGAGGAAGUUUAUUUUGAUGAAAACGUUUUGGCCAAUUCGGACGAAUACAAAAACGCAUCUUUUUUUCGUGUUGGGUUUUUGAAACACUCGCCUGAUGGAUGGUUGAUAGCUUACGGCAUUGACUCUUCUGGAAAUGAGCGUUAUACUGUCUCAUUUAUGGUGGUUGAAACUAAAAAGGUGUUUUCGGAUCAGAUUAAAGAUGCAUAUGAAGAUUUCGAGUUUUCUCAUGAUGGAUCAUGUGCAUAUUAUACUGUCUUGGAUGGCUGCGAGCGUGCUUAUCAACUCAGACGCCAUUGUAUCGGCACUCUAGUUUCCAAUGAUGUGAUUCUCUACGAUGAAGCUGAUGAAAUGUUUUAUCUUUCGCUUACAACUACAUCAAACGGCAACUACAUCAUACUGAAUUCUUCUGCACAAAUCACCUCAGAGGUGCGAUAUAUUUCAGCCCAUGACAACAAUGAUCUGCCCCAUCUACUGUUUGCACGUCAAGAGAAUAUCCAGUAUAUUUGUGAUAGCCAUCAAGAUUAUUUCUACAUUCUUACCAACGAAAAUGGAAAAAACAAUUGGUUAUAUCGUAUUCCUAUAGAUCUACGUUCCCAGCGAGAACCUGUUAUUGAGCAUCGUGAUUUUGUUCUAAUUGAGGAUUUCCAACUACGACAAAACCAUCUCAUUGUAUUUGAGCGAUCUAAUUGUUUACCAAACGUUCGCAUUGUUGAUAUUACUACUCCAGGGUUUUCAAACUAUCAUUACAUUGGGUUUUCAGAAGUGGUCUACUCUUUGCUUCCAGGUUCAUUGGACGAAGAGGUUGCUAACCUGACCAAGAUUUCGCAAUUCACCACCAAUAUUUUGCGCUUUACCUACACAUCGUUUGUCCAACCCAAACAAGUCAUUGAUUAUGACAUGGAUAAGCGCACCAUGUCCGUUGUUCACGAGGAAAAAGUGGGUGGGUUGGCUGGGUACGAUCAAAACGCAUACAGCUCACGACGAUUGUUUGCUACAGGAGUAGAUGGUACUGCGAUUCCGAUUUCUAUUGUAUUUCGACGCGAUCUUUUGGGUAUGAAUAUGAAUCCGCCGCAGCUUAAUCCAGUUCUUCUUCAUUCGUAUGGUGCGUAUGGGUCUCCCACCAACCCAGUGUUUUCGUCAUCCCGCUUGUCGCUUUUGGACCGUGGCUUUAUCUAUGCUAUUGCACAUAUUCGCGGCGGUGCUGAUAUGGGAAAUGGGUGGUAUGAGGAGGGAAAAUUGGCAAAAAAACCCAAUACAUUUUACGACUUUUGUUCCGCUGGUGAACAUUUGAUCAAAGAAGGAUACACCGAUUCUUCAAAAUUGGCCAUUUACGGUCGGUCAGCAGGCGGGUUAUUGGUUAGUGCUGCUGUUACAAUGCGACCGGAUUUGUUCGAGGCAGCAUUGACAGAAGUACCCUUUGUAGAUGUAAUCAACACCAUGUUUGACUCGACCAUUCCAUGGACUGCGUUCGAGUACGAGGAAUGGGGAAAUCCCAACGAUAAGGAAAUUUACAACGUGAUGAAAACCUACUGUCCAUACACAAAUGUUAAUGGUGAGCGUCUUGCAGACUUUCAAUGUCCGCAUCUUCUCGUUAUCGGGGGAAUGAAUGAUCCUCGUGUAGCCUUUUUCGAACCUCUUAAAUGGGUUGCUAAAAUGCGC